Molecule: messenger RNA, 2418 nt
Organism: Hyphopichia burtonii NRRL Y-1933
Lineage: Eukaryota; Fungi; Ascomycota; Pichiomycetes; Serinales; Debaryomycetaceae
Product: GMC family oxidoreductase
Exons: 1
Coding region: 255-2360 (701 amino acids)
Molecular function (GO): flavin adenine dinucleotide binding; long-chain-alcohol oxidase activity
Source: RefSeq, a predicted model, not a curated record
AUUGAGUUGAAUUAUUGUUGAGAAUGCAUGUCAAAGCUUAACGAUUUAGCUAGUUUCAAUAUCAAGUUACAGUCUGGAGUCUUUCAAAGAUGAAGUAAGCUCAUAAAUUAAUGAACAAUGGUAUUUCAGAAUUUUGUAAUUUGAUGCUGAGCAGCUUUUUCCUUUCAAAGUUUUUAUUUAAAUGAUGUUAUUUCCAGUAAUUAAGAGUUAACCGGGCACUUCUGUCAUCAUCAUAACCAACCUCUCCGACAUCGAUGCCUGAAAAAAUACCAGUCAUAACGGAAAAAGCCCUUGAUAGCUUCGUUCUUCUUUCUGACGCUUUAAUUCAUGAAACCGUUCCAGAAAAAAUUGAACAAUUUUUAGAUGAAGAUUUUCCUAAGGAUAAAAUUGAAGAAUAUGCAAGAAACUUCCCAAGACCUUCAACAGUCCCCCAAUUUAGACAAGAAGUAUUGGCUUUGUUAAAUGCUGGCUCUGUUGCUUCAACUGAAGCUUUUCUUCAAUUAAGUAAUUUAUUAGAAUCUAAAUUCUUAUCACCCCCAGUAACAAAUUCAGUAACUUUAGUGAAAGAUAUGGAUAUACACCAACGUGAAAAACUAUUACAAAAUUGGAGAGACUCACCUUUUGCUUUCAAAAGAAAGCUCUUUAGGUUAUUUCACCUUGCAACGUUUGCGAUUUAUUCCAGAAUCGUAUAUGAUUUGCACAACCAAGCCAUGGGCUACCCAAUGAGGGAAAAGAGAGAAGAAUUAUAUGAAGGUCAGACAAAACCUGACUUCCAGUAUGAAAUGCAACUCCCACCAUCAGAAGAUGGUGCUGUCUUAAACAUUGAUGUAGAUGCCGUCAUUAUUGGUUCUGGAUGCGGCGCUGGUGUUGUUGCUCAUACUUUAGCCCAAGAUGGUCAUAGAUCUUUAGUUUUGGACAAAGGACCAUACUUCCAUCCUUCAGAAUUGAACUUCAAUGAUUAUGAAGGUAUGAGGAAUAUGUAUGAAUUAGCCGGUGGUUGUAUGUCGAAUACUCAAGAAAUGGUUUUUUUCGCAGCUUCUGCUUUUGGUGGUGGUUCCACAAUUAAUUGGUCUGCUUGUUUAAAACCAUCAGCGAAAGUUCGUAAAGAAUGGAAGGAGGAUUACGGAGUUGAUUGGGUCGAAGAAGAAGUGUUUGAUGAAUGUCUUGAUUAUGUUUGGAAGAAAAUGGGGGCAAGUUCAGAGGGUGUGGAACAUUCGUUUACCAAUCAAGUAAUUCUUGACGGAUCCAGAAAAUUAGGUUUUGACGUUGAAGAAGUUGCUCAAAAUAGUGGUGGCCACAAGAAUCAUAAUUGUGGAUUUUGUCAUUUAGGAUGUAAAUAUGGUAUUAAACAGGGUGGUGUUGCUUGCUGGUUCAGGGAUGCUGCCGAAAAUGGGUGUAAAUUUAUGGAUUUGGUUAAAGUUGAAAAAAUACUUCAUGAAAAUGGUAAAGCCAAUGGACUUUUAUGUAAGGAUGUCAGAACCGGUAAGAGUUUCACAAUCAGAGGUCCUAAAAAAUACAUAGUUUCUUCUGGUACAUUGAAUACUCCAAUUGUUUUACAAAAAUCCGGUUUCACAAACAAAAAUAUUGGAGACAAUUUCAAAUGUCAUCCAGUUCAAUGUAUGUUUGGUGAUUUUGGUAAAGAACAUAAAACUAAACCUUAUGCUAAUUCAAUUUUGACUACAGCUUGUAAUCAACUAGAUGAUCUUGAUGGGAAAGCCCACGGUCCAAAGAUUGAGGCUUGUUUACAAGCUCCUUAUUUACAAGCACCAUUUAUGACCUGGGAAUCAAGUGAUAAAAUGAGACAAGAUAUGUUGAAAUACAAUAAUAUUUCAGUCAUGAUUGUUAUUACCAGAGACUUGGGCCAUGGUCAAAUUUCUUAUGACAAGAAGAAACCGGAUGCCUUUUCAAUUGACUAUGAAGUUAGUGAAUAUGAUCGUAAAGUGUUAUUAGAAGGGGUAGUGACUGCUAGUGAUAUCAUGUACAUUGAAGGGGCCAAAGAAAUUUUCAACCCACAGUAUAAUGUUCCAAAUUUCAAAUCCGAUAAACCAAAAGAAUCAAGAUCAAUCGUUGACGAAGACUAUGUUGCAUGGAGGAAAAAAGUUGCAUCAACUCCACUUGAUCUUGCUUCUAACCAACUCGGGUCGGCUCACCAAAUGGCUUCUUGUAGACUUAGUGGUAAGGGUCCUGAAUAUGGAGCAGCUGAUCUUGAUGGUAGAUUAUAUGAAGCUGAAAAUGUAUUUGUUGCGGAUGCCAGUUCAUUACCCACAGCUACUGGUGUUAAUCCAAUGAUUUCAACCAUGGCCUUUGCAAGAAAGAUAUCAUUAGGAAUUUCAAAAGAAUUGACCAAGGAAAAGGCUUAAAUUAAAUGGUAAACUUUUUCAGUAAAACUUUCAAUAAUUUUUUUUUUUUCAUAAUUUU